Molecule: messenger RNA, 600 nt
Organism: Didymosphaeria variabile
Lineage: Eukaryota; Fungi; Ascomycota; Dothideomycetes; Pleosporales; Didymosphaeriaceae
Exons: 1
Coding region: 1-600 (199 amino acids)
Source: RefSeq, a predicted model, not a curated record
AUGACGCAAUCCAAAGCAACACUCUCCAGCCUCUUGGAAACUCUCGUUCCAUCAGUCCACCUCACCAAGCCUCCACCACACGCCACACACCCCUCCCUAACCCCCGCCAUAUCAUCCCUCCUCCUACAUCCCACCCUAGAAGCAACACUCCACCUCCUCAACACCGACCUUCCAUCCGCACACUUCCUCGUGCGGCACAUGCAAGCACCACCUGCAAUCGAGGGCAUGCUCCUCCACUCAGUCCUGCACCGAAGCGAAGGCGACAUGCCCAACGCACGGGCGUGGGCUAGCGAUGUGCAGGACGCGAGCGACGGCUGGGUCCCGAAGCACAAGGGAGCUCAACGACUUGAUUUCAACGUCGUGCAAGAUAUGAAGGGGAAGGCGGCGGGUGGAGUGCGCUUUUUGGAGUUUGUUUACGGGAAGGAUAAGGGUGCUGCGCAACGGUUGAUUGAUGAUGUUGAGAAGUUUCGGAAGGAAGGGGGACAAGAAGGAGAGGCGGAGCUUGAGGAGAGGAUACGUGUAGAGCUGGGGAGGGUGCUAGAGUGGUGUAAGAAGAAAUUUGGGGAGGGGAGUGGGUGGAUGCUAGUGGGGCGUGGGUGA